Opisthocomus hoazin is the source of this 780-nucleotide messenger RNA. The record is from RefSeq and is a predicted model, not a curated record. Lineage: Eukaryota; Metazoa; Chordata; Aves; Opisthocomiformes; Opisthocomidae.
AUGGAUGAACCCCAAAUCCCCAGCCCCCUCCGCCGCAAGAACUUGCCCUCAGGAUGCCCCCUGCCGGUACCCCCCACGGAGGUGAGCGAUGAUGGUGGCUCCGUCACCUACGGGGUGGUGAGCUCCGUCGUGGGCAACGUCAGCCAUACCCUUCUGGACCGAUCCCGCUACCGGGGACCCUUCCUGCCCCUCUUCCAGCCCACCCAGGGAGCCCCCUCAGCCACGGGGGAUGGGAUCGAGAUCACCCACUUCGACCACAUCACGUAUGUCUGCCCACGGCGCAGCGCCCGGGCGGCUCUGGACUGGUACCAGCGCUGCUUUGGCUUCUGCCGCUUCCCGCUGAACCCGCAGGAGAGGCCGGCUGAGGGGUACGUCCUCGAGGGACAGGGGGUGGGCAUGCUGCUCCUCGCGCUGCAGAGUGCCCAGGGUACCCUGGCACACGGCUGCAAGCUCGUCCUCGCCGAGACACCCCCUGCCACCUAUUACAGCCAGGGCGGCAAAGCGGAGGAGAUCCAGGGGGCCGGGCAGGACCCCCGCACGCUGGCAGAGCUCGGCAUCCUGCUGGACACCACGGCGCCCGGGGACAAGGGCCGGCUGGGCACUGAUGCCAGCAAGAGCCUCUCCCAGGAGUAUUUGAUGCAGAUCUUCACCCAUCCCAUCUUCUCCGAGGAGACCUUCUUCCUGGAGCUCAUUGACCGGCGGGGAGCGCCCGGCUUCGGGGAAGGCAAUAUACGGGCCCUGUGGGAAGCUGUGCAGGUCUACAUGGACCAGCAGCAGUAG